GCCCAGAUCAUGUUUUGCACUUUGAACACUCAUAAAGUUGAUAUGGACAAGCUCUUAGGUGCACAAAUUGGCCUUGAAGAUUUCAUAUUUGCCCAUGUGAAAGGACAGCGAAAAGAAGUGGAAGUUCUUAAAACUGAUGAUAUGCUGGGACUUACCAUUACAGACAAUGGAACUGGCUGUGCCUUUAUAAAGCGAAUCAAAGAAGGCAGCAUUAUGGACCAAACCAAAACUGUCUGUGUGGGUGAUCACAUAGAGACCAUAAACGGGAAAAAUGUGUCAGAGUGUCGGCAUUAUGAAGUUGCCAAAAUGCUAAAAGAUCUGGAGAAAGGUCAGAAGUUUAAGCUGGAGUUGGUAGAGCCUUUGAAAGCAUUUGAAAAGCUGGAGCCAAGGUCCAAAGUCAGAACUCUUUCAGAGGCUAAAAUCUCCAAAGGGAGAGAAACACUUCGCCUGAGAGCCAAAGGCCCUGCUACUGUGGAGGAGAUGCCAACUGAAGUUGAAGAAAAAGCAAUUAAAAAAGUGGAUGAGCUUCUUGAAACAUACAUGGGCAUAAGAGAUAUUGAAUUAGCUGCAACAAUUGUGGAAGCUGGAAGAGACAAGAAAAACCCAGAUGAGUUUGCUGUGGCCUUGGAUGAAACUCUUGGAGACUUUGCAUUUCCAGAUGAGUUUGUAUUUGAUGUGUGGGGAGCAAUAGGUGAUGCCAAGCAAGGACGACUGGAAUGAGAACUGUGCAGUUUAUCAACCCCUGUUUGGAAAUACAAAAUGAUUUGCAAAUACAUCAGAAUGUUACUAAUUUUGUUGAUGUGAAUUCAGACUGCUUUGCACAAGUAUUCUGACCUGAGAUUUUCCUUUGCAAAGGAAGGUUUCUAAUAGAAAUGAAGGUAAACCCAAACUUCUGACAACUGCAAUUUAAAACAUUUAAUUACACAUAGAAGUCACUGUGAGGAGAGUGUCAAGGUGAUAUAUUUAUUCAGAAAUUUUAUGAAAAUUAGGUAAUUUUUAUUGUACAUACACUUUGAUACCAAUAGUCUGAAAAGUUUUAGACAUAUGCAACUAGGAGUUUGGAUUAUUUUAUCUCUUUAGAGAGGUUUAUAAAGCUGUAGAGAAAGUACCUAGCUUCAUGCUGCAGUUCCCUGGUUUUCUGCUGUUUCUAUGUAUUAGCCUAGAGCCUUAUGUUUUCUUACAGUUUGGCCUGGACAUUGUUUUUACUGUAGGCAAAGCUGGGAAGAAGCUACCCUGUUUCUUUAGAACCAAUAUUCAGGGAAAAAAAAAUUCCUCUGAAACAUGAAAACUAAGAUCUUUGGAUGAGAAAGGCUUGCUUGCAUUUGAGUCAUAAUAUGCUCUGUCUGGGUUAUUACUGAGAUGAGUAGAAAUGCUUAAACCAGGAAGCUGCUGCUUUAUUCAGAUGCCAUAAUAUUGCAAUAGGAACUGCACAGAAAGAAAUAAAUGUUAAUUUUGAUUAAUAUUAAUGCAUUUGAAUAAUAUCUGGAGACUGCACUGGAGACUACAGUGUAUCACUAAGUGCUUAAUUGAUCUUUGCAUAUGCUAAAUGAUUUCUUGAGAUCCCAUGGAGUUCCCCUCUUGUCUGUGUGUUUUUUCAACAUGGCUACACAAGAGAGAUACUGAAGGUGUUAAAACCCAAAAGAUAUUAUUGUAAAGUCACAAAGAAUUGUAGUUUGGAUGACAGUGCAUGCCUAGACCUUGAAAAAUACGUUUAACUAAUCUUAGAUGUUAGGUUUUUCCAAUUAAAUUGUACAUAAAUGUUUAUUUUGACUACUAAUUUUUUACUUUUAAAUCUGAGAUUAUUGCAAAUGAAAUUGAAUGAGAAUGUGGGCUCUGGCCUGGGAAGGUGUCAUAUCUUUUUAGUAUUUUUAUAUUUGCAUAAGAAUAUAAAGUAAUAAUUACUACAAAGUUUUUUUCUAAAUCACUACCUGAAGAAAAUGUCUUUCACUGAAUUGCAGAGAUCUCUUUAAAAUAAAGAUUAUGCCAAUAAAUUUA
This is a messenger RNA of Zonotrichia albicollis (white-throated sparrow), 1995 nucleotides long. The record is from RefSeq and is a predicted model, not a curated record. Lineage: Eukaryota; Metazoa; Chordata; Aves; Passeriformes; Passerellidae.